CAGUUACCAUCACGUCGUCACACGUGGAUGACCCAAAUUAAACGCAUCGUUUUGUUGCUUACGCAAGAACAAAGCUCUCACUGAAAGAGAAGAAGAAAAAGAUGAUUCCAUCUGUUUCUUGAGGAAACUUCUUCCGUUGCAAAAGCUUACGAAGUCUUCCAUUAAUGGAAGCGGCCUCAUUUCACUCUCUUGCUGAUGUAGUAGCUUCCAUAAGCUUCCUAAGCGUUACUGGUGGAGGUUUGAUUCAUUAAAUUCUGCUACGUUGUGGGAUCUUCAAGAAGAAUCCUUUGUAUGUAAGAUUCGAAUUGAAGAUUCUGUCUUUUAUUUUGUGAGCUAUGUUUUGUUAUUCAUCUUGAUGUGUCUUAUUGUUAUACUCUAGCAGUUUUGAAUCUAUCAUCGAAGAUAUGGAAAACCCUUUUGCAUCCAGAGAAAAGGGUUUUGGUAAUUAUUCAGAUAUUACAACAGAACAUAUGGAUGGUUUAAGCACAACCUUUGGUUCUGGCGUUAAGAGUUUGAUCUCUGAUGAUAUGCUCAACUCUUCCUCCGAGCUUAUGAAUUUCGACUCUUUUGCCGCAUGGUGUAACAGCCCUUCCUCUACUGAUAUCUUGUUCGCGCAAUACGGUCUGUCGAACUCCCAACCUAUGCCUUUUGGAGCUUUCACUUCAUUUCAUGCAGCUGACCCGAAGUCUACCAGUCUCACUCGUUCGUUCCAUGAUUUGGAAAGCUCUUACUAUGGUCAAGAAAGAUCGUCAGUACAGGAAUUGAGCUCUCAGUUUCAUCGCUCAUCAGAUAGCGAUGAGUUAAGUGGAAAACGGCGCAAGGUUGUUAAUCAGAAGAUUGGUUUUCCUAACGUACUCAACUGUACUAUUCCCAGAUCUUUGAGCCACUCAUUAGAUGAGAAGAUGCUUAAGGCAUUAAGCUUAUUUAUGGAGUCCUCAGGUUCAGGAGAGGGCAUUUUAGCCCAAGUUUGGACCCCUAUCAAGACAGGAGAUCAGUACUUGCUUAGUACUUGUGAUCAAGCCUAUUUGCUUGAUCCGAGGCUUUCUCAGUACCGUGAAGUGUCAAGGAAAUUUACAUUUGCUGCUGAAGCAAAUCAAAGUUCUUUUCCGGGUCUUCCUGGCCGAGUCUUUAUCUCGGGAGUACCUGAAUGGACAUCAAACAUUAUGUAUUACAAGACGGAUGAGUAUUUGCGCAUGAAGCAUGCAAUUGAUAAUGAAGUCCGUGGUUCCAUUGCAAUACCUAUCCUUGAAGCCUCCGGGACAUCUUGUUGUGCUGUCAUGGAACUCGUUACAUCCAAGGAAAAACCCAAUUUUGAUAUGGAGAUGGACUCUGUUUGCCGUGCUCUCCAGGCUGUAAACUUACGGACAUCAGCCAUUCCUCGUCCUCAGUACCUUUCAAGUAGUCAAAGAGAUGCCUUAGCUGAAAUACAGGAUGUUCUCCGAGCAGUAUGUCAUGCACACAAGCUGCCCUUAGCUCUUGCCUGGAUUCCUUGUAGAAAGGAUCAAUCUAUAAGGGUUUCUGGACCAAAAUCUGGUGAAAAUUAUAUUCUUUGCAUAGAGGAGACAGCUUGUUAUGUGAAUGAUAUGGAGAUGGAAGGCUUUCUACACACAUGUUUGGAGCAUUGUCUAAGAGAAAAGGAAGGGAUUGUUGGUAAAGCUUUCAUAUCCAACCAGCCGUUCUUUUCUUCUGAUGUGAAGGCAUAUGACAUCAGUGAGUACCCUAUUGUUCAGCAUGCUCGAAAGUACGGUCUGAAUGCUGCUGUUGCUAUAAAACUGAGGAGCACUUACACUGGCGAAGAUGAUUACAUACUUGAACUAUUCUUGCCUGUAAGUAUGAAAGGAAGCUUGGAACAACAACUUCUUUUAGACAGCCUUUCGGGUACAAUGCAGAGGAUUUGUCUGACUUUGAGAACUGUUUCAGAAGUGGGGUCAACGAAAAAAGAAGUGUCUAAUUUCCCGCAGAUCACGUCUUUGGGAAACUUUCAGACACGAUCAUUGGAUUCCGAGGUUAACUCUACUAGAAGCAUAUUUUCGGGUAUGUCCUCUGAUAAAGAAAACAGUAUCACAGUAUCUCAAGGCGCUUUGGAGCAGGAUAUGAGCAAAGCAAGAACACCAGAGAAAAAGAAAAGCACUACAGAGAAAAAUGUGAGCUUAAGCGCUCUUCAACAACACUUUUCUGGGAGUCUAAAGGAUGCUGCAAAAAGCCUUGGUGUUUGUCCAACUACAUUAAAACGGAUAUGUAGGCAACAUGGGAUCAUGAGGUGGCCAUCUCGUAAGAUUAACAAAGUGAACAGGUCACUAAGGAAAAUACAGACGGUACUUGACUCGGUCCAAGGUGUAGAAGGAGGACUAAAGUUUGACUCAGCAAUAGGCGAAUUCAUUGCAGUUGGACCUUUGAUCCAAGAAUUUGAUACCCAAAAGGGUCUAUCGUCUCAUGGUAAUGAUGCACAUGCAAGAAGAAGUCAGGAGGAUAUGACUGACGAUACUUCGUUCGAGCUCCAUGAAGCUAAAUUUGUCGACAAUGCCAUUAAGUUAGAGGAUAUUACCAUGAACCAAGCAAGACCACGAUCAUUCAUGGAGAUUAAUGCUAGGGGUCAGCCGUGGGGUUGGAUGGCCGAACAGUCUGGCUUGAAUGGCAGUAAAGGAAUAAAGAGCGUUUGCAACUUAAGCUCUCUGGAAAUUUCAGAUGGAAUGGAUCCAACAAUCCGAUGCAGUGGCAAUAUUGUUGAACCUAACCAAUCCAUGUCAUGCAGCAUAUCAGAUUCAUCAAAUGGCUCAGGUGCAGUUCUGCGCGGAAGCUCAUCUACUUCCAUGGAAGAUUGGAACCAAAUGAGAACCCACAACAAUAAUAGCAGUGAGAGUGGAUCAACAACGCUGAUCGUAAAGGCCACCUAUAGAGAAGACACAGUACGUUUCAAGUUCGAGCCAACAGUUGGGUGUCAUCAGCUCUACAAAGAAGUUGGAAAACGCUUUAAACUGCAAGACGGGUCGUUUCAACUGAAGUACUUGGAUGAUGAAGAAGAAUGGGUGAUGCUGGUUACAGAUUCUGAUCUCCAAGAAUGCUUGGAGAUACUAUAUGGUAUGGGAAAACACUCCGUGAAAUUCCUGGUUCGGGAUUUUCCUGCCCCUAUUGGUAGUUCUGCUGGCAGCAAUGGUUACCUAGGAACAGUCAUUUCCGAUGUCCCGGAGAUAGAAGCGCAAGGUAACGAGUGCUUGAAAGAAUACGGCGGUGAUGUUGGUUUCAGAUUUUGUGCGCCUCGGAUUUUUCCGACGAUUUGUUAUACAAGAUGCCGUGAGAUCAAGCGAGCUAAAGGUGGAAGAUGCCGUUGGGGGCAGGGCAGUAACGUCAAAUGCUUAUGCGACUCUUGCGACGAUACUCCACGAUAAAAUCUAAAGCAAUCGCUAAUCAAUGCACUAUGGCUGCAAUAGACGAAAUCGCUAUAAUAAAUAUACACGUUGUCUUUACGUACUUGCACAAGUUUUAGUCAUGGUUUGUGUGAUAAAUGAAUGUGAAUGGUCUAUCCAAGUGAUAAUACAAUAAUGAAUGUGAA
This is a messenger RNA of Arabidopsis arenosa, 3550 nucleotides long. The record is from the annotation of a GenBank genome assembly. Lineage: Eukaryota; Viridiplantae; Streptophyta; Magnoliopsida; Brassicales; Brassicaceae.